AUGUCUUACAUGUUACAACAUCUUCACAAUGGUUGGUCAGUAGAUCAAGCAAUACUAUCUGAGGAAGAAAGAAUUGUAUGUAUAAGAUUCGGACAUGAUUAUGAUGCAGACUGUAUGUUAAUGGAUGAAGUAUUGUAUAAGGUAGCAGAGGAUGUGAAGAAUUUUUGUGUAAUUUAUUUGGUGGAUAUUACCGAAGUUCCUGACUUCAAUACAAUGUACGAACUUUAUGACCCUGUAUCUGUGAUGUUUUUUUUUAGAAACAAACAUAUCAUGGUUGACCUUGGUACUGGAAAUAACAAUAAGAUAAAUUGGCCACUUAAUAAUAAACAAGAGUUUAUUGAUAUAGUUGAAACGAUAUAUCGUGGAGUGCAAAAAGGUAAAGGGCUUGUAGUUUCGCCUAAGGACUAUUCUACCAAAUACAAAUACUGA
Cryptosporidium ubiquitum is the source of this 429-nucleotide messenger RNA. Its product is annotated as mitosis protein DIM1. The record is from RefSeq and is a predicted model, not a curated record. The transcript has a single exon. Lineage: Eukaryota; Apicomplexa; Conoidasida; Eucoccidiorida; Cryptosporidiidae. Gene Ontology annotation, cellular component: spliceosomal complex; U4/U6 x U5 tri-snRNP complex; U5 snRNP. The coding region runs from base 1 to 429 and encodes 142 amino acids. Gene Ontology annotation, biological process: mRNA splicing, via spliceosome.